UUAAUAUUUUAAAAGUUAAUUUAAAAAUAUAAAUAUAUUCGCACGGAUGUGCGGGUUAACAUCUAGUAUAAUAAUAUUUCAAAACAACUUAAAAGUGCACAUUAUUACUGACGAAUAAGCCAAAUCAAUGGCUAUUUAAUCGAUUAUUCCAAACCACACAAGUACACAACAAAACAUUUAAACGCAUACACACCCAGAAAUUCAAACACAAAUAUCAAUGCAAGUGCAACUGAUCGAACAGAUGGUUUAUUCCCAAGCAGCACAAGUCGUCGUUCAAGCUUAGCAAUCGUAACAGAAACAAACUCUACUAGUCAUGUCACAUUCGCCGUGGGCUGAUCCAUUACCCACGCAAAUACUGCUGCAUAAAUCAUGUCCUGCUAAACAGAGGUUUCGCGGUAGAGUUUUGCUUGGUUUUCUCAGGCAUUCACGAGCUUUUCCUUUCGGUAUCCCUGAAUAGAAAUGCACACACACACACAUAUAUAUAAUUUACAUUAUGUAUUGAUAAAAUAAUUUGAUAGUACAAAAUGCAGACAAUUAACUGAUUUUGUUUGAUUCAUUUAAUAUAACUUUUAUUACCUGUGGAGAUCAAUAGAAAGAUCAUCAAAAGAGAUACGAUGCAUAUGCUCUUCUUCAUGUUGUUUCUGUAUCUCUUCUUUAGUUCUGAUACUUUGUUUAUUUAUUUUCUUCUUAAUAUUCACAAACUUACAUGAGAAUACUAGGGUUCCAUUUAUACUGAAAAUUCGUUGAUUUUUUUUUAUUAGGUUCGAUGUAUGUUGGUAAUGAUGGAUAAUAUUAUAUGCUGGCCACUAUCUCAAUCGUUCAAGCCUUCAAGGUGUGUAGAGCCAUUAUUUGUUAAGUACUUCCAAUUUUAAAAUCAUAUCUUUCUCAACUUUUUUUUAUGUGCGUGUUUAUUUUCUUCAUAUGUUUUUGGGUUUUUCGUGUGUUAAGAGUAUGUUUAAGCCGGCGCCCAACGUGUUAUUAAUAAAUGUUGAUAUGUAUAUUUGACAAUCAAAGGGAUACGCACAACCCAUAAUCUUGAGCAUGCGAUUAGUAGAACUUAAAUCAUGGUUAAUUCCACGUGGCAUUGGCUAUGGUGAUUGUAUCGUAUAUUAAGAGAUAAUUUGAUAGCUUGAUUGCAAAGGGAUUUGAUUAAGACAUUAACGUGAUCACCAAAACAUAUAGAAUUAAAUUACAAUGAUAUCUUAAUUAAUACAAAUUUUCUCAUAUUGGAAUCUCCAAAUUAUAGAUAUCCAGUUUGACUUGUAAAUCAGAGACGAUAGUCACUGGAAUAUUGAAUACAAAUAGCUCCAGUUAUAGUAUUUAGCAAGUUAUCAAAUUCCAUUUACCGAUGAUACACAACUCAGAUUGUCAACCUGAACAUACUCACCUCUGGGAAUCUGGAGAUGAUUUUCUAAAUAUUUGCUCUACAUUUCUGCAGCUAAAGCAACUGAACCAAGUUGGCUUCAACUGUUCUGAACACACUCACCUCUGGGAACCAAGUUUGAGGAAGCUGAUACUCUCUGUUAAACGACUGCAGAUUCGAGUAGUUUUCAACAACCUUGGCGUCGGGUCCAGGGUGAAUCUUGUUGAUAGCAUUGCAUAGUAUCAUACCGUUUCUCAAGCAAGUAACAAACUCUUUCUCAGACGGCUGACUCGGAAUACGGAGUUCACCCACUGCAGACUGAAGCCAUUGCACGGCUUGAAAUCGCCUCGACGCUGCAACAAAAGAGAAGAUCAGCCACAAGCGAAUCAGAGUCAGAAAUCUUUCUUAUGAUCUUUUGUAACGAACGGCUUUUCUUUAGGCUAAAUGAAUCUCAUGCAACCCAGUCACUGGAAUCAAACCCUAUAAAAGUUGAAGGAAGGGAUCAAAAGUGAGAUUGCAGAUCAAACGAUAGUAGUCUUCUUCCGCUGUUUUGUUUAUGCACUGUGUAUUGAAUUUUUAGGGCUCGGCCUGAAACGUUUAUUGUCUUUGAAUUCAAAUAUGGUAAAUCAGCUUUAUAUUUUUGUUUUCUAUUAAAUAUACAAACUUUUUAAAUUUGCAGAUUUUACACAUCGAUUUAGAUGAUAUCAACUAUGUUUAGCAGAAGUGAAGAUAAUGUUAGUGUUUAAUUGAGCAUGUGGUUAAACUGCGAAGAAUUUUUUUUUUUAAAUGUCCUCCGAUAGAUUAUAUUGUUAGCUUUCUUUUUCAUUACGCUUCAAUAGUGUAAAAUUUUUUUCUGAUGUAAUUUCAAUUUUUUUAGCAUAGUAGAAAGAAUAUAUGUAGAACUUAAUUCAUAACACUAAACUUAUUUACCAUAGUAUAAAUUAACCUUGAAUCAUAAUCACUACUAUCAAAGCAAAGAACAAGAAUUAGAAAUGCAUAACACUAAACUAAUUCAAAAAUCAGAAACUUGUUUAAAAUUACGUAGUUUUCUUCGUCUUUUUUCACGACAUGUAGAUCGACUCCACUUUGAAUUGAAAUAAAAAAAAUCAAAGUAAAGAAGAAGGAAAAAAAAAUAUUUUGGAUAAUAAAAGAGGUUGGAACAGAUUAGAGUGCCAAACUCGAAUUGAAACUAACUCAAAUUAAUUUCAGUUGGCUGAGGGUGAGCAUGCUUUUCACAGUUAAACCACUUGUUUAAUUUAAACAUUGUCUUUACUUCUGCUAAACAUAGUUGACGUCGUCUAAAUCGAUGUGUAAAAUCUGUAAAUUUCAAAAGUUUGUGUAUUUAAAAGAAAACAAAAAUUAGUUUGUGUAUUUAAUAGAAAACAAAAAUAGUUCGCGAAUUUUAUUAGCAAAUAAAAAAUAGUUUGUGUAAUAUUAAAUUCUAAUGCCGCCAUCGUCACUAUCGUUUAAUAUAGUUAACGCGUUAACGCGUAAAACUAUGCGUAAAACCUGCGAAUUUCAAAAGUUUGUGUAGUUAAUAAACAAUAAAAAUUAGUUCGUGUAUUAAACGAGAAUCCAAAAUAGUUCAUGUAUUUUAUUAGCAAAUGAAAAUUAGUCUGCAUAUUUUUUAAGGAAUUUUCCCUUUAUACGUGUACUUGAAUAUUAAGGUACCCAGUAAAAAUUUACUUUCUUUCCGGUAAAAUGAUUUCAUCAUAAGGCUUGUAAUGGGCUAAUACAUAUUUGUUUAUGGGCCGAAAGAAACAGUUAAGGCCUCAAGAGUCCAUAUCUUUGGAAUAAAAAGCCCGAAUUUAUUUCUCGCAGUUAGAUCUACAACAUGAUUCGCUGGUCACAGUAGACAAUUGGGCCAAGACAAUGAAUGGAACAAUGUUCUUUAGUGUCCACGCGAUAAUGAAAGUAUAUUUAUUUUAUACACAGUAUAUGAAUACAGAUACAGAAAUACAAAUACUGUAAACGGACAACUGUUACGGCGACACUAAAUGCCGCAAUAUGAUUGGUGAAAAAGUAAAGUAAAGUAAAUAAAAAAAGGUUAUGAAUGUGAAGGGCAUAUUUUAUGGGAAUUAUUUAUAUUUAAAAUGGUAAAAAGGAGAAAAAUCAGAUGAACAGGCUGUCUAGUUCUUGUGAACAAAUGUGACUGACGACAACACUCUUUGUCCUUUUGCCUCUCUCUCUCUCCUCCACCAGCAAACCAUUACUCCUCUCUCUCCUCCGUGACUCCGUCCUCCAUCGCUGCAACCCCUCAUUCCUCGAUUCAAUUCUUCCCUUUUCCAAUCUUUACUUGAAACCCAACCUCAAAGUUCCAAUCUUUACCAUUCUUGAAGACUUCACGGCGAGUUUGUACUGAGUCACACGUCUCUGACUCGGCCCUGGGGAAGAAGAAACCCAACAAUGGGGUUUCUCUUUAGUCUCCAGGUGCUUCUCUUUCUCAGUCUCUCUCAAAAACUCUCUGCUCAGCCUCCUCCGACCAAUGUGACUUCUUCUUCUCUCGACGCCCUUCUUCAAGAUUACUCCUUUAGAGCUUUCGUUCGUCCCCGCACCGGCAUUCUCUACGACGCCACCGUUCCUUCCAAUUUCACCGGGAUCAAACUCGCCGCCAUGAGGCUCAGAAGCGGAAGCUUCAGAAAAUACGGAGUAUCCUCCCUGAAAGAGUUCUCAAUUCCGACAGGAGUCAUCGUGAAGCCGUACGUGACAAGGCUCGUUCUUGUUUAUCAGAACCUAGCUAACUACUCUCAGUUCUAUUACCCUCUUCCCGGCUACGACUACGUAGCUCCCGUGCUGGGACUCCUCGCCUACGACGCUAAGAAUCUCUCCGCCGUUAACUUACCGGAGCUGGAGCUAACGGCGUUAAACGAUCCCAUUAAGAUUGGUUUCGCCGAUCUUGAACGUAUCCCGCAAGGUUCUGGCGCUAAGUGCGUUAGUUUCGAUUCGCGAGGGAAAGCCACUUUCAAGGACUCGGUUCAGAACACGUGCGAGACUGUGAAUCAAGGGCAUUUCUCUGUGGUGGUGAAGUCUGUGGCGUCUGCUCCAUCUCCAAGCGAGGGAAGAAAGAAGAAGAAGGAGGAGAGGUCUGAGGAUAGUGCCAAGACUUGGAUCAUUGUAGGAUCAGUGGUUGGUGGGUUGAUACUAUUGGGGCUGUUGGUGUGUCUUGUUAUGAGGUGUCGGAGUUACAAGAAGGAUGAGAAGAUUAGGGAGAUGGAGAGAGCUGGAGAGGCGGGGGAAGCUCUUAGGAUGACUCAGGUUGGAGAGACGAGAGCACCGACAGCUACUACUACUCGUACACAACCUAUGCUUGAGACUGAAUACGCAGCUUAGAGGAAAACUUUUGAUUGUGGUUUUGUGUACAUCUUCAUUAUUGUUAGAGUUCAGCUUUGAUCCAUCUGUUACUUGUCUUCUGGUAAAGUGUUUUUUUUCUUCUGAUUAUUAUUUUUUUUUAGUUGUGGUUAGCAAGUUGAUACGGUACAUUCAUCUUGAUUCUCUACGAGUGAUUUUAAGGAAAAUAAGUGUUUAUUGUUUAGCCUCUCAAAUCACAACUUUGAUGGAAGAUAGGGAUUGUUUCUGGAACACA
Molecule: messenger RNA, 4946 nt
Organism: Brassica rapa (field mustard)
Lineage: Eukaryota; Viridiplantae; Streptophyta; Magnoliopsida; Brassicales; Brassicaceae
Cellular component (GO): membrane
Source: RefSeq, a predicted model, not a curated record